AUGCGACUUUCUACCGCCCUUCCCGAAAUCAUUUCAGUGGGACAAAAUUGUGCAGAAAGUGCUCAGCAGUACAGUUGCGGGGGCAGCUACGGAUUUGAACCGUAUUCCCUUAGCACCAUGCAUCAGUUUGGGAAAACUAGAAAAAAAGUCUGUAACAGACAAGAAAAAAAUAUGCUAAAAGCUAAAACUAUGAUGCCACAGCAAAAAGAAACCCUCAUACCUGCAGAAAAGCCUCAUCUUUAUUUGAUUGAUGGGUCAGGCUUUAUAUUUCGUGCAUAUUAUGCCCUCCCCUCCAUGAAUCGGCCCGAUGGCACUCCUGUUAAUGCUGUUUUUGGUUUUUGCAAUAUGCUGAUCAAACUCUUACAAGAGGCAAAAGCUUGCCACUUAGCUGUUGUCUUUGAUACAGCAAAAAAGAACUUUCGGCAUGACCUUUACACAGACUAUAAAGCCAAUCGUCCACCCCCUCCUGAAGAUUUGAUUCCCCAAUUUGAUUUGGUCCGUGAGGCGUGCGCGGCGUUUUCUGUUCCUUCCAUCGAUAAAGAAGGAUUUGAAGCAGAUGAUUUGAUCGCAACCUAUGCGCGACAUGCUUCUACCGAUGGAACCCAUGUCACGAUUGUCUCUUCUGAUAAAGACCUCAUGCAGCUUGUAACCGAUGGGAUCGAUAUGCUUGAUCCUUUAAAAAACCGAUUGAUUCAAGAGCCAGAAGUCCAAGAAAAAUUUGGCGUCAGCCCAGAACAAGUGAUUGAAGUGCAAGCCCUUGCCGGGGAUUCUUCUGAUAACGUCCCCGGCGUUCCAGGAAUUGGUCUUAAAACAGCGGCACAACUGAUUACAGAGUUUGGUUCUUUAGAAAAUCUUUUAAAUAAAACUGAUCAAAUCCGCCAACCAAAGCGCCGACAAAUGCUUGAAAAACAUGCUGAAGAUGCACGAAUUUCAAAAGAACUUGUCAAAUUGAAAGACGAUGUCCCCCUUUCCAAAACUUGGAAAGACUUUCAAAGAGAAACACCUAAAACUGAAACUUUGAGAACUUUCCUAGAAACCCAAGGGUUUCAAAGACUUUUAAGGCGCCUUGAAAACAAUGGCUUGAAUUUAGGUGAAAGUAAUACAGCAGGUUCUCAAAAAGAACAAAAUACGACUGGUCCCUCUACAAAUAAGUCCGCUCCUCAAUAUCAACUCAUUCAAGACGAAGUCGCUUUAAAAGCUUGGGUUACAAAAGCUCAAAUGACUAGCGUUAUUACUAUUGAUACAGAAACAACGUCCUUAAAUGCCAUGUCUGCAGAACUUGUUGGGAUUUCUCUCAGCCAUAAAACAGGCGAAGCGAUCUAUAUUCCAAUAAACCACAAACAACAACGUCAAGAAGGCUUAGGACUUGAAGACACUUCUCAAAGGCCAAGUAAUCGUCCAGAAAGUUUUCACCAACUUCCCUUAAAAACCGUUAUUGAGACCUUACAAUCUCUUCUGCUCAAUCCUGCGAUUUUAAAAGUUGGGCAAAAUAUAAAGUAUGACCUUCUUGUCCUUGGUGAACAUGGUCUGAAGGUUUCUCCUAUUGAAGAUACCAUGGUCUUAUCCUAUGUGGUGGAUGGGAUGCGCCAUGGUCAUGGCUUAGACGACCUUGCUCAGCGCCACCUGGAACACACCAUGAUUUCCUACACUGAUGUGACGAAAGGGACAGGUAAAAAAGCCGUUACUUUCGACUAUGUCCCUCUUGAUAUGGCAAGAGACUAUGCCUGUGAAGAUGCGGAUAUUACCUUACAACUAUACGAAAUCCUAAAACCGCAAUUGGCCUCAAGUGGUAUGGUACGUGUCUAUGACACCCUAGACCGUCCUCUCAUUCCUGUGCUUGUCGCAAUGGAACAAGCAGGUGUUCAAGUUGACCCUCUUUUAUUGAAGCAAAUGAGCCGAGAAUUUGAAGAACGCCUCAACGAGCUAGAAAAAGAAGUUCACAGCCUUGUCGACCAAGAAUUCAACGUCGCGUCUCCAAAGCAAGUCGGCGAAAUUCUUUUCGAUGUUUUAGGCCUUGAAGGAGGCAAGAAAAGCAAAAAGACAGGGGCGUAUACAACAGGCGCAGAUGUCUUAGAACGCCUUGCCAACGAAGGGCAUGACGUCCCUGCUCGUAUUCUAGAAUGGCGAAAGCUUGCUAAACUUAAAAGCACGUACACAGAUGCUUUUCCCAAACAAAUCAACCCAAAAACAGGACGCGUUCAUACAUCUUAUUCUCUGGCAAGUACAUUAACAGGGCGCCUCUCUUCCAGCGAUCCUAAUCUUCAAAAUAUCCCGAUUCGUGGAAAAGAAGGCAAACGGAUUCGAGAAGCCUUUGUGGCCCCAAAAGGGCAGUGUCUUUUCUCUUUUGACUAUUCUCAAAUCGAAAUUCGCCUACUUGCCCAUGUUGCGGAUGUAAAACCUUUAAGAGAGGCAUUAAAACAUGGCGAUGAUAUUCACGCGCUCACUGCCUCUCAAGCGUUCGAUAUUCCCCUAUCUGAAGUGACUCCAGAGCUUCGAUCCCGCGCAAAGGCUAUUAACUUUGGAAUUAUUUAUGGGAUCAGUGCUUUUGGCCUUGCACGUCAAUUGAAUAUUGGACGCAGCGAAGCGGCAACCUAUAUCAAAAACUACCUUGAGCGUUACGACG
This is a messenger RNA of Stylophora pistillata, 2623 nucleotides long. Its product is annotated as DNA polymerase I-like. NCBI's taxonomy places the organism in Eukaryota, Metazoa, Cnidaria, Anthozoa, Scleractinia, Pocilloporidae. The record is from RefSeq and is a predicted model, not a curated record.